CGUAUGAAUCACACGAUCGCCUACAGGAUUUUAAGCCUAAACUGUAAAGGUUUCAACACUUUCUUGUGGAUUUUCGACAAGGAAUAAUCUCGGGUCAGCAAGAAUGCGUCUCUUCAGCGUGGGUUGUGUCUGUGUGUUUGCCCUUUGCUUACUUGGGCUCGUCCAGUCCUUCGGGGAAAUGGGUGGUUAUGGUUACGGUGGCUACAGUUUCGCGAAGAAGCCAAAAGACGUCACCUACCACAUUCAUAAGCACUAUUCCACGAUCAACGUCAACAUAUUCACUUACCUGAUCUUCUUCUUCCUGUUCAUCUUCAUCAUCAAAUUGCUGUUCACCAACAACACGAAUGGCAAAAAGCACGUACACGUGCAUCAUUAUCCCAAGGAGGAGAACCAUGGCUCCUAUGGCAACUCGUACGACCCUCACGGUGACACCGCCUACGAUGGUCCACAUUAGGUCGUUGUUCCGCAGGGUGUCGACUACAGGCGCUAACCAUGUUUCAAAGACAUCAAGAUCUGAAUUUGUGAAUUUGAAAAAUGCCUUGUAAUAUAGCAUUUAUGGCUACAAUAAAGAAAACAAAUCCGUUUUAAA
Messenger RNA from Mya arenaria, 589 nucleotides. RefSeq lists its product as uncharacterized. The record is from RefSeq and is a predicted model, not a curated record. The transcript is spliced from 4 exons. Bases 104 to 454 code for a protein of 116 amino acids. NCBI's taxonomy places the organism in Eukaryota, Metazoa, Mollusca, Bivalvia, Myida, Myidae.